GUCUGGGGUGAGCGCGGUUCACCCAGUAUAUGUAUAUCUCUAUUGCUUGUGUGGAUGUAUGAUAUGCAUGGUGGAUGAUUGUGGCUAUAGUUUAUUUGAUUAUAAUACGGCCUGCGUGUCGUGCCUUAUCUCUUAAACUCUUGUUGUAAAUCUAUUUCUCUCUUACCUCAACCGAGGAUUCUUUUCUCACGUGGUGGAAGUUCAAUCACACCACUCUCUCCCAGGAGGACACGAAGACAAUUCAUGCGAUGAUUCACAACGCCAAUCUCAAUUGGUGUAAAUUUGUGAUGACUCACAUGUUCACGGCCACCUCCGACAAUCGGCCGCUCCCCUACGCCCUCCUUGUCAUGGCGAUUCUUGAAGAAUAUAACAUCAAAACCGAUGUUGGGCCAAAGAUAAAGGGGACAAAGCAUUGGGAGAUUGAUGAAUCCUCUUUCCACUCGGGCACCGACGAGACUCCGUUUCGACAGCCUCGUCCACGCCGCCAACUGAGAGCCACUGCCUCAGCCGCCACCACUUCGACCAAUCCUUCUCUCGCCGAGCAAAUGGAAGCCUUAACCGCCACUCUCUCUCGGAUUGACACCAACGUCUCCAAAACGGCACACAACGUCAAUACCUUGAGCCGUGAACUUCACGGGUAUUUUGACUUUGUCAAUUACCCAUACGCUCAAAUGGUCCCUUACGUUCCUCCACCGAAUUUCGGAGGUGAACAAAGUGGGACUCAAAACGUUGGUAGAGAUGACGAGGUGGACGAUGAGGAAGAGGAAGAAGAAGAGGAAGAAGAAGAAGAAGAUGAUGAUGAUGAUGGUGAUGGUGAUGCUGAUGAAGAAGAAGAAGAAGACAUUGACGAAGAACAACUUCUCAAUGAUCUUUCCCCGGAUUUCUAGAGCUCUAGCUCUACUUUCUUCUCUUCCUUAUUUUAUCAUCUUUUAAUAUGCUUUCGUUAUGUACUCCGCUAUUUCCCUUAAUUAAUUAAUAAAAAAUCUUUAUGAUCUUUGUUGUUAACAAUCUUUUUGUUAAUGUCAAAAGGGGGAAGAUAAGGGCUAUGCAUAUAUUAAGGGGGAAUUUUUUAAGGGGGAAUUUUUUUCAAAAAGAUCAAAACCCGAUGCAUAUCCCCGUCUUGUUUGCCAUUAUCAAAAAGGGGGAAAUUGUUGGAACACACUUUGUACGAUAAACUAAAGUCGUGUUC
This is a messenger RNA of Cuscuta campestris, 1189 nucleotides long. Lineage: Eukaryota; Viridiplantae; Streptophyta; Magnoliopsida; Solanales; Convolvulaceae. The record is from the annotation of a GenBank genome assembly.